AGUCACAUGACGCUGCUCUUCCUUGUCAGCUGACGCUUGGUUUGGAGGAACUGUAGUUUAGUGUAGGUUUUGCUAAUAUUAAUAAAGUAGUUAUUAGUUUAGUAUAGUAGUUUCAAAGUUAGUUUUCAGGCUUUGCCGCGGCAAAUCUCUCUUCAGAUAUCCGCAACUGCCUUCAAAACAUCAGCCAUGGCGCUCAGCGAUGCCGCCGUACAGAAACAGAUCAAACACAUGAUGGCCUUCAUUGAUCAGGAAGCCAGUGAGAAGGCUGAAGAAAUUGAUGCAAAGGCAGAAGAAGAGUUUAACAUUGAAAAAGGACGACUGGUGCAAACUCAAAGACUAAAGAUAAUGGAGUACUAUGAGAAGAAAGAGAAACAGAUUGAACAACAGAAGAAAAUUCAGAUGUCGAAUUUGAUGAACCAGGCCAGACUGAAGGUGCUCAAAGCUCGUGAUGACAUGAUUAAGGAUCUCCUAAAUGAUGCCCGAGAGCGUUUGGCAACCAUUGCCAAAGACCCAAAUCAGUACCAAACACUUCUGGAGGGGCUGGUGUUACAGGGUUUUUAUCAGCUGCUAGAGUCUAGGGUUAUAAUCCGCUGUAGAAAGGAAGAUGUAGCGAUGGUGCAGACUGCUGUUCAGAAAAACAUCCCGAUCUACAAAGAAGCUGUAAAGAGUAACAUUGAAGUUCGCAUCGACGAGAACACUUUCCUGUCUCCUGACAUUUCAGGAGGUGUUGAAGUCUAUAAUGCUGAUGGCAGGAUCAAGGCUUCCAACACGCUGGAAAGCAGAUUAGACCUUCUAGCACAACAGAUGAUGCCUGACAUCAGAGUGAGUUUAUUUGGUGCCAACCCAAACCGCAAGUUCACAGACUAAUCGACUGUUACAAAUACAUUUCAGAAGAGCUGAGGUUUGAUGGGUCUUUUAAGGUUACAGCAGAUUUGCUAAAGUGGAAAUCUGUUUUUUUUAUUUCACUUUUAAAAAAUGGUACCUUUCGGUUUUAUUUUAUUAUUAUUUUUAGGCCAAAGAUAGUAGUUAACACUGAAAUGUGUUCUCUUGUUACCUUAAACCUCUCCUUUGAGAGUUUAUUUAGCACUUUCUCUUUGAAUAUCAUGUCACGGGUAGGGAAAGUAGACGCCUGACUUCUUAUCUCAGCUUGUACGAACAAAGAGUUGUAAGCACUUAGGAAUUUGCAUUGUGUCAAUUGUUGUUAGCUAAGCUAGUAGCCUAGCCGGUUUUUCUUAAAAGAAAAGGGGGGAAAAUAUCAUUGGGUGAUAUUUAACAUGGAUCGUCCAUCCAUGAUAUUCAACAUGGAUGCUUUUGUGCCUUAAAUUGUACUGCAACUGCAUUUUACUACGGAUAAAUAAAUAAAAAAUAGUUUAUUUACAGCAUGUCUGUGUCCAUCACAGUUUAAACAAAACUGUGUUUAUUAACUACAUCAAGUCUGAAAACUGACAUUCGUACAGAUAACACUACAUACAUCUCAAACAUUAACAACACAAUGCCCUCUCUCUUGUUAAAAUGAAACAUAUUAGAUGCAAAUUAGCAUCAUUUGUUGUGGUGCAACAGCGCUUUGCAUAAUCAAAUCAGACUCCAGACUUUAAAAUACAAAAGCUCUUAAUUGAACGCAUUUAAUAAAGUACAGACACCUAUAUCAGUCUUGCAUAUACCAAACGUACAGAUUUCUUAUCACAAUUAUUUAGAAUGACAUGAACAAGAAGCCUUUUUUCUCACAAAAAUCAAGUCUUCAAGGAAUACGCUUCUAUAAAUAAGCUUCUAUCUUGUUGGUAUUAUUAAAGUAAUGUGUUUUUAAACAGAAAUGUUUCCCACGUUUUUUGUUCUUUUCUCGGUUCUCUCAAAAUUAAACUAUUCAAGAUCUCAUUACUCUCUUGUUUAUCUUUCUUUCUACAGAAUGUGAAAAAACAAAUCAGCUAAAUAAAUGUUCUACCUAAACAACA
Messenger RNA from Danio rerio (zebrafish), 1949 nucleotides. The record is from RefSeq and is a predicted model, not a curated record. NCBI's taxonomy places the organism in Eukaryota, Metazoa, Chordata, Actinopteri, Cypriniformes, Danionidae.